Aspergillus candidus is the source of this 3560-nucleotide messenger RNA. RefSeq names its product RNA-binding ribosome biosynthesis protein MAK21. The record is from RefSeq and is a predicted model, not a curated record. NCBI's taxonomy places the organism in Eukaryota, Fungi, Ascomycota, Eurotiomycetes, Eurotiales, Aspergillaceae. Bases 31 to 3489 code for a protein of 1152 amino acids. Gene Ontology annotation, cellular component: nucleus. The transcript has 4 exons.
UGUACAUCUCACCAAACAAAUUUCCCCUCCAUGGCUAAAGGAAAGGGAAGACGCUCCUCCGGGGCGAAUAACACUGUCGCAGAUGGCGGAGUCGCCUUGAGUGACUCCAAGCCUGCUGCGAACGCUGUUCCCCAAUUGCAAGAGGGCGCUUUCGCCGGCCUCCGACAGAAGAUCGAACAGAAGUUGAAGGAACAAAGAGGCCCCAAGCAGAAGAAGAAUGCAGCGGGUGCCAAGGAGGCUUCUACCGACUCACCGGCCAAGCCUCAGGAACAAGCCCCCAAGCCGAGCCCGAAGCGGAAGGUCGAUGACGACAAGAAUAAGGGCAAGAAGCGCGAUCGCAACGGUGAAGUGAUCGCGAGAGACGAGCAAAAGGGCAAAAAGGAUGCACCAAAUAGCGGGAAAUCCAAGUCGAGUGGUGGAGACAAGGAUGAUACCUUGCGACAAGAGAUCUUGGCCAUGGGAGGCACAGAUGAAGAUUUCGAUUUGGUUGCCGGCAUCGAAACGGAUUCCGAGGACGAGGAGAACGCAGGCACCGCGAAGAAGUCUACAAACAAAUCUGAUGAGGCUGCGUUGAGGAAGGAGUUGUCUAGCAUGCUUGCUGCUGCUGGUCAGGUCGUCCCAGAUGACAUUGCCGACGAGGACGAAGCAGAGAUCGACGAGGACGAAGAGGAAGAGGAUGAAGAGGAAGAGGACGAGGAUGAGGAAGCGAUGGAUGAUGAGGAAGAGGAAGAAGCAUCUGAAGAAAUUCAGGAGAACGAAAGCUCAGCCGAUCAGGAAGACACUUCAGAUGAAGAGGAGGCUCCUCCAGCUCCGGUCGUCAAAGACACCAAGAACGAAUCCAAGACGGGAAAAGCAGCUGAAAACAUCUUCCCCAAGGAAUUUUCCAAGCUUAUUGUCCCUCCUCGGUCGGAUUGGUACAUGACGGAGCUCCCUUCCAUCCCAUCGAAACAAGCAAAUGCCUUGCCACGCCACUUAGUCGAUCGGGUAUAUGGUCGCGCCGUAUCGCUCCUGGAAAAAGAAAACAAGAUGUAUGCGGAUGCGCAAGCAUCCUCGGCCUCUUCUUCCCACAAAUUCUACACGACUAUCAUGUCCACCGGUACCCUGAGUGAUAAGAUUUCGGCUUUGACUCUCGCUGUUCAAGAGUCGCCGCUACAUAACAUGAAACAACUGGAGAAUCUGAUUGCCCUUGGAAAGAAACGCAGUCGUUCUCAAGCGGUGGAUGUUCUCAGGUCACUGAAGGAUAUGUUUGCGCAGGGUACAUUGCUUCCCAGUGAGCGCCGCCUCAGGUCGUUCGCCAACCAGCCAUCCCUUGUAUCCGCGUUCCAGGGAGCUGGUGGCCGGUGGUCUGAGGAUGACCCUCUGCCUGGUGGUCUGCAGAAUAGCCACAUCAUGGUCUGGGCCUACGAGCAUUUCCUCAAGGAGCAGUAUUUUGAAGUCCUCAAGAUCCUUGAAGUGUGGUGCAACGAUGAGAUUGAGUUUUCGCGCACCAGGGCCGUGAGUUAUAUCUUCGAGCUACUUAAGGAGAAGCCGGAACAGGAAGCGAAUCUGCUGCGGCUCCUAGUCAACAAAUUGGGCGAUACAUCAAAGAAGAUUUCCUCGCGUGCUUCCUAUCUGCUCUUGCAAAUUGAGCAGACUCAUCCGUUGAUGAAGCCCACUAUCAUUUCUGCUGUUGAAGAAAUUGUCUUCCGUCCGGGCCAGAGUCAACACGCCAAGUAUUACGCUAUCAUCACGUUGAAUCAGACGGUCUUGAGCCUCAAGGAGGAGAAAGUUGGCAUGCAACUCCUCGACAUAUACUUUGCACUUUUCGUCUCCUUGCUCAAGCCGCUCAAGCCAGCCAAGGGUCACCAACACCAGGGUGGGAAGAAUGGCAAGCAUGGAAAGAAGGGGCCGAAGGGUAAAGGGAAAGAUCAGGAGGACAAGGGCCAUGCUCAGACCGAAGAAAUGCAAGAAAAGCUUACCUCGGCCGUGUUGACGGGUGUGAAUCGAGCGUAUCCGUUUACCAGUUCGGAUAGUGACAGGCUUUCCAAGCAUAUCGACACCUUGUUCCGGAUCACCCAUUCCUCCAACUUCAACACCAGCAUCCAAGCGCUCAUGUUGAUCCAGCAACUGACGCUAUCUCACCAAAUCGGAACCGACCGUUUCUACCGCACGUUGUACGAGUCUCUUCUUGACCCCCGUGUCGCUACGUCGUCCAAACAGUCGUUGUAUUUGAACCUGCUGUUCAAGGCCUUGAAGAAUGACAUGAACGUCCGACGUGUCAAGGCGUUCGUGAAGCGCAUUGUCCAGGUUCUGGGAAUGCACCAGCCAGGUUUCAUCUGCGGCGUCUUCUAUCUGAUCCGCGAGCUGGAGAAGACCUUCGUUGGUCUCCGAACCUUGUAUGAGCAGCCCGAAGACAAUGACAGUGACGAGGAAGAGGUGUUCAGAGAUGUACCUGAUGAAGAUGAUGAACCGCAAGUCGUCAACGAAGCAGCCGACUCGAAGCCGAAAAAGCCGACCAAUGGUUAUGACCCGCGAAAGCGCGAUCCCGAGCAUAGCAAUGCUGACAAGACAUGCUUGUGGGAAUUGCUGCCUUAUAUGUCGCAUUUCCAUCCCUCCGUGUCCGUCAACGCGUCCCAUCUGCUUGACAACCAGCCCAUGAGCGGCAAGCCCGACAUGACGCUGCACACGUUGACGCACUUCCUUGACCGCUUUGUGUACCGCACGCCCAAGGCAUCCGCCGCCACCCGUGGGUCUUCCAUCAUGCAGCCCCUUGCAGGCAGCGAAGCGAAGGACCGCCUGGUGGCUUCGGGCAACAACGCGCAACAACUACCGCUCAACUCGGAGGCCUUCUGGAAGAAGAAGUCCGAGGAUGUUGCCGUCGAAGACGUCUUCUUCCACGAGUACUUCAACCGUGUCGGCAAGGACAAGGACCGGGCCAGGAGCAAGAAGUCCAAGGACGCUGUCGACCAGGACGAGGAAGGUGCCGAUGUCGGCAGCGACGCCGAGUCGGAGAUCUGGAAGGCUCUGGUGGACUCUCGACCCGACGUCGAGGGCCCCGAGGACAGCGACGACGACCUCGACAUGGACGACCUCGAGUCUGCCUACGAUAAGAGCGACGACGACGAAGAGGAAGCUGGCGAAGACGACGACGAGGUCAUCUUCAACGACGAGUCGGACGCCGACAUGGACGAUCUCGAGGACGAGGACGAGGAGCCCGAGGCCACGAAGCCGGCCCCCAAGGCCAAGAAGGAAACCAAGCCCAAGAAGGCCGCCAAAGAAGAAUUCUCCGAAGAGGAGGAAGACGACUUCGACAUGGAUGUUUCCGACGACGGGGCCUUCCUCGAGAGCGACGAGGACCUGCCGUCGGACGUGGAGCUGUCAGGCGAAGUGGAGACUCCCAAGGACGAGCCGUCGGACCGGAAGAAGAAGCGCAAGCUCAAGCAUCUGCCCACGUUUGCCUCGGCCGACGACUAUGCGGCUCUGCUGGCUGGGGAGGACGAGGGGAUGUAAGCCGGAUUAUUGGGUUUUCUACACCGUUUCUUUUAGUACUACUGUCUAUAUACAAUUCUAUUGCAGAUACC